Molecule: messenger RNA, 890 nt
Organism: Drosophila mojavensis
Lineage: Eukaryota; Metazoa; Arthropoda; Insecta; Diptera; Drosophilidae
Gene: bic
Product: transcription factor BTF3 homolog 4
Exons: 2
Coding region: 112-648 (178 amino acids)
Cellular component (GO): cytosol; nascent polypeptide-associated complex
Source: RefSeq, a predicted model, not a curated record
CAUACUGCUUUGCCAUUUUUAUCAUGGCGAUUUCUUUUUGACAUUUGAGUACAACUGGGCGCACGUGUUUUUCGGGCUAAGCUCUGUGCUAAAUUAUAGUAAUAUCAAAAAAUGAAUCCAGAAAAGCUGAAGAAGUUGCAGGCGCAGGUGCGCAUUGGCGGCAAGGGUACCCCACGUCGCAAGAAGAAGAUUGUGCACUCGACCCCGGCCACUGAUGACAAGAAGUUGCAGUCAUCGUUGAAAAAGCUAUCGGUCAAUACCAUACCCGGCAUUGAGGAAGUGAAUAUUAUCAAAAACGAUGGAACCGUCAUCCACUUCAACAACCCAAAGGCGCAGGCAUCGCUACCAACCAACACGUUCGCCAUUACCGGCCAUGGCGAGAAUAAGACGAUCUCUGAGAUGUUGCCCGGCAUUCUCACGCAAUUGGGUCCCCAGGACAUCAAUCAGCUGAAGAAGAUUGCCUCUGAGAUUGCCAGCAAGAGCAAUGCGGCUGGCGGCGGUGCGGCUGGUGUCGGUGCUGGUGCAUCGGCGGAUGCCGGCGACGAUGAUGUGCCCGAUCUGGUUGAGAACUUUGAGGAGGUAGCCAUUGCUGGAACCGCCACUGCUGAUGCCGCCAAGAAAUCUGGUGAAGUUGCAGCAUCUGCCUAAACCCAGCCAAUCAACCUACACAACACACAUACACACACACACGAACGCAUUAAAAACGAAAAACACACACAUACAUACGAACAGAAGUAGAAGCAAGUGGACGACAAUUACAACUACUUCUUUUCAAAUGGGGGUCAUGCUACACAUACACACACACACACACCCAGACCUUACACACACACAAAGAAAACAAAUUACUAUACAACAAAUAAAGGCAUCCCAAGUGAGCGCUGAGAACAGAA